AACCACGAGCUUAUUGUGUCUGAAAGAUCACAAUUAUUGGUCCUUUCAAAAGUGGACAUACAAGUUGGUUGUCCAACUCCAACUAUGAAAAAAAUUGUCGCCAAUAAUAGAACUACUAUUAGUGAUAUAAAAAGCUCUCUUAACAAAUCUACUAGCUUGAAUGUUUCGAUUAAAACAAUUUUCAUGAAAUUGGUUUAUAUUCGCAUCAAAGUCACUUCUCAACGCCAAAAACGACUUGAACGAAAUAAAUGGUUAAUUAAACAACAAUUCACAAAACCUGAACCAAUGUGGUAUACCACAUUUCAUGCCAAAGGAGAAAUGGAGAAUACCAAUUCUGAUGCGUCAGAUAGAUCAAUAUAA
Messenger RNA from Entrophospora candida, 360 nucleotides. The record is from the annotation of a GenBank genome assembly. Lineage: Eukaryota; Fungi; Glomeromycota; Glomeromycetes; Entrophosporales; Entrophosporaceae.